AUGGCGCCGAAAUCUUCGGAGAUCAUCAAACUCCCGGGCGGUGCCGCCGCCCCCGUCGCCGCCGCCGACGACGACGAAAUCUCGGUGAUUUACGCGACGCCACUACCCGCAAACAAUGGCGCCACCAAGUUCGAUGCCAUAUCAGUCGAAGAUUACCGCCCAAAACUCAAACGGAGAACGAUCGGUUUAUCCCGAAACCCUUAUUCCGACGACGACGAGGUUAAAGUUCUUCAUAUUUUUCCCAAAUCCCGAAAAAAGGUUUUCCUCAAAGGCGAGUGCUCGUAUCCAGAGCCAGAGGGUGAUACCAAGCCGGUUCCCCGAUCGACGUUCAUGUGCGAAAUCUGUGCCGACGAAAAACCUAAGGAAGAAAGUUUCCCCAUUUUGGGCUGCCAUCACUCUUACUGUGCCGACUGCGUGAGAAAUUACGUGGGCGCAAAGCUGCAGGACAACGUUGUUUCCAUUAAAUGCCCUGUUUCCGGGUGCAAAGGCUCGCUCGAGCCUCAGCACUGCCGGUCGAUACUGCCUGAGCAGGUUUUCAACCGGUGGGGGGACGCAUUGUGUGAAGCCGUGAUCUUGGCUACUGAGAAAUUCUAUUGCCCGUUCAAGGAUUGCUCGGCCCUGUUAGUUGACGAGAGGAAGGGCAAAAACGAAGUGAUAGCGGAAUCUGAGUGCCCUAAUUGUAACCGGCUAUUUUGCGCUAAAUGUCGGGUGCCUUGGCACUCGGGUGUAACAUGCAAAGAGUUCGAGGGGCUGAAGAAGGGGGAGAGGACUCGUGAGGAUAUAAUGCUGAUGAGUCUUGCUAAGAACAAGAAGUGGAUGAGGUGUCCACAGUGCAGUAUUUACGUCGAGAAGAUUACCGGUUGCUUUUUCAUUACAUGCAGGUGUGGAUACAAUUUUUGUUACAAUUGCGGAGCUGCGAAUGUAGCACAUUAUGGUCAUAUAUGCAACAAGCUCGCCUAA
This is a messenger RNA of Striga hermonthica, 960 nucleotides long. The record is from the annotation of a GenBank genome assembly. Lineage: Eukaryota; Viridiplantae; Streptophyta; Magnoliopsida; Lamiales; Orobanchaceae.